Penicillium bovifimosum is the source of this 1227-nucleotide messenger RNA. RefSeq lists its product as uncharacterized. NCBI's taxonomy places the organism in Eukaryota, Fungi, Ascomycota, Eurotiomycetes, Eurotiales, Aspergillaceae. The coding region runs from base 1 to 1227 and encodes 408 amino acids. The record is from RefSeq and is a predicted model, not a curated record. The transcript has 5 exons.
AUGUACGUCCUGGCCGUCACAGCAGCCUUUACAGGUCUGGCAGCUAUAGUAACCGGCCUGCGGCUGUACACUCGGUUCUUCCUGGUGAAGGCCCCGGGACUCGAUGAUGCGAUGCUAGUAGCUGCAUUGGUCUGCAGCUGCGUCUUCACAGCCCUUGUAAUUGUCGAACGACAUUAUGGCCUCGGCACCUCAGGAUCAGAUCUAGCGGCAGAUACAAUAUCGAAACAACUAUUUUACCUAUGGCUCUCAAUCCCCUUCUACAACCUCGCCUUAAUCUUCGCCAAACUCUCCGCCCUAGCCCUCUUCCGCCGUGUCUUCCACGCCCGCCACCUCCUCCCAGUCGUAUACGCCCUAAUGGGCUUCCUCGUCAUCGCGGGACUAUGGAUGACGCUAAGCGGCUUCUUCUUCUGUAUCCCCAUCGACCAGUUCUGGAAUCCGGUUGAACAUGUACGCCGCGCCCAUUGUCUCCCAGAAGGUCCAGUCUGGUUCGUCAAUGCUGGGAUCCAGGUAGCGACAGAUCUAGUCAUUUUGGGUCUGCCGAUGCCGUUGUUAUGGCACCUGAAUCUGCCUCGACGACAGAAAUGGGGUAUUAUGGUGGUUUUCAGUCUUGGGAUCUUUAUCGUUGCUACCAGUGUCACCCGCAUGUACCAAUUAAGCAAAAUGGUCCGCCAUGGCGAUUUCACCAGAACAAACGCCGCAGCAGCAGUCUGGUCCUCCCUCGAAGCAAACGUCUCCAUAAUCUGCGUCUGCCUUCCACCCCUAAACCCCCUUAUCAGCCGCAUCCUCUCCUACUGCUUCCUUCCCCAACCAAUCUCCUCCCCAGCCUCAAAACAACAAACUCGCACAACAAACUCCACCGAUAACACUCGUCCAGACGGGUUCAUUUGGUACAACAACCUCUUCUACCCAGAGCAGGCGGGGUAUUCUGCCAGUAUCUCGAAGGUGAAUACGAACGAAGACGGACAUGACCGUGGGCAUCCACAUGGACCUGAUGACGAUCACGGGAUACGUGUCGUACGGGAAUUGAGGAUGCAGUCUGAUUCGGUGUGUACUUCGCCUAUGGCUCCGGGGGUAAAUGCUCAGGACUACUUUGCCCACCCCGGGAGUAACUUCGGGAAUGAUGUUGUGACUUCGCCGCGUUCGCAGCCGAGCAUUGAGUGGGAUUUGGGAGAUUUCGAGUUUCCGGAUUAUAAAGGGAGGAUGAAUGCCCCUGUUGGGAGAGAAUAA